Messenger RNA from Exaiptasia diaphana, 1740 nucleotides. RefSeq names its product legumain. Lineage: Eukaryota; Metazoa; Cnidaria; Anthozoa; Actiniaria; Aiptasiidae. Gene Ontology annotation, biological process: vacuolar protein processing. The record is from RefSeq and is a predicted model, not a curated record. Gene Ontology annotation, molecular function: cysteine-type endopeptidase activity.
GCUGACAUAUGCCAUGCCUACCAAGUCUUGCACAAUCAUGGAAUUCCUGAUGAAAACAUUGUUGUUAUGAUGUAUGAUGAUAUAGCUUACAAUCAGGAGAAUCCUAAUCCUGGAGUAAUCAUCAAUAAGGUUGGAGGUCCAAAUGUUUACAAAGGGGUUUUGAAAGACUAUACCAAAGAUAUGGUGUUUUAUGUUGAGGCCUGUGAAUCUGGUUCAAUGUUUCAUAGACUUCUUCCAAAUAACAUAAAAGUGUAUGCUACCACAGCUGCAAACCCUCAUGAAAGUUCAUAUGCUUGUUACUAUGAUAAGACUCUUGAAACAUACCUUGGUGAUCUAUACAGUGUUAAGUGGUUGGAGAACUCGGAUAAAGCUGACCUUGAUGUGGAAACAUUACUCAAGCAAUACAAAAUUGUGAAGAGUGAAACAAACACGAGCCACGUCAUGAAGUAUGGAGAUAUGAGUUUUGAAAAUGAAGCUGUAGAUGACUUUCAAGGCGAUCCCAGUGCAGUCUCAAGGCCUAUGAUUAAAAUUAACUCUGCAAAUGUGCCAGAACCUGAGUUUGACGCAGUCCCAGCACCAGAUGUUCCCAUUGCUAUUUUGGAGCAUCGUUUGAAAGCAGCAAAAGAUCCCGAGGAAAAACAAUUUAUCGAGCAAAAAUUAGAGAAAGAGAUCAAGAUKAGGCGCAAAAUACAAGAUACGAUGAAGGAGAUUGCAGGUCUGGCCACAAAUGAUAAAUUCCUUCUCGAGCGUGUGUUGCAGAAACCAGCUGUGCCUCGUAACUUUGRGUGCUACAAGAAUGCCAUUAAAGCUUUCAAAAAGUCCUGUUUUAACUUUAAAGAGCACGAGUACGCUCUGCGUCAGGUCUAUGUACUAUCUAAUCUAUGUGAGAUGAGCGUCUCGGAAGAAAGAAUUCUAAAAGCCAUCAAUGGAGUGUGUGCAAGCUUUAAGCCAUGAAUCACCUCGUAGUUUAUAAAAAUUUUAUUACUAUUCUUACCACAGCUAUAGAUCAAAGAGAGAAAACGUACUGAUGUUUCUAAGGCUUGACCGCCAGAGGAUUAGAUAAUUUAUUUUUGUUUUGUUUUAUUUUAUGUUAACGAAAGAUUAUCGUCAGUAAGUUUUCUCUUUUUUUUCACCAUUGCAAUUUUUCUCACAUGUUAGAUUAAGAACAUGACUGUCACAAAUAUACAGCCAUAGAAAAGAGGACCUAUUAUAGGGGGGUAGCGGGUUAUCAUACCUCAAUUCCGCACUAACAGUGGAUUAAAACCGUGAACCGCGCUGCAAAGUGGACAAAUCCGCAACCGGACAAUGUCUCCACAACCGUAAACCGACCGGCGAUUAAAUGAGAGCAAUACCGACCUCUAACAUGUCUAAAAACAUGGAUAUGAGAACCGCAUGGCACUAUGUCUAUUAUAGAACAGAUAUAGAAAUGAAAGAAAGUUAUAGUGCUUAGAAGGAGGCAAUUCCGGGAGAAAGACCCUUAUGUCAUGUCUAAAAACAACAUAAACCGUAAAACCGCCAACCUAUAAUAAGCCCUCGAAAAACGAGUAAAUCACUUAUGACACGGAACACACAAUACACCAUCAUGACACGGAAUACGGAAUCUGAGUAACUUUUGGCUCUGGGUUCCGGAAUACAUACAAUUGGAAUUUGGAAUGCAAACGGAAUCCAGUAAAACGAGAGGAAUACGGAAUCCAAAUUAGUGACUCCAAAGUUUUCCUCAAUUGUAAACGAGUCACUGAC